Biomphalaria glabrata is the source of this 5006-nucleotide messenger RNA. Its product is annotated as cytoplasmic dynein 1 light intermediate chain 2-like. The coding region runs from base 39 to 1532 and encodes 497 amino acids. Gene Ontology annotation, biological process: microtubule-based movement; microtubule cytoskeleton organization. Lineage: Eukaryota; Metazoa; Mollusca; Gastropoda; Planorbidae. The transcript has 13 exons. The record is from RefSeq and is a predicted model, not a curated record. Gene Ontology annotation, molecular function: dynein heavy chain binding. Gene Ontology annotation, cellular component: cytoplasmic dynein complex; centrosome.
CGCAAUGACAUUCUGGUACGGGCUUUCACUAAUCCAAUAUGGCGCCCAUCAUUGAGAAGGAAGACAAGAUGGGCAACUUCAAUGAGGAAAGCAGUACUGAUGAUUCAGAAAAUUUAUGGGCGGAUAUACUUAGUGAAGUGCAGUCAGGCUCUGCAUCUAAAUUACCAACUACUAGAACUGUUUUGGUAUUAGGUGAUAAUGAUUCUGGAAAAACAACAUUGAUUGCUAAAUUACAAGGCUUGGAGGAACCAAAGAAAGGAUCAGGUUUAGAAUACUACUACAUUGACGUCAAAGAUGAGUACAGAGAUGAGCAAGCAAGGCUUAAUGUUUGGGUGCUGGAUGGGGACCCUCACCACACAGGAUUACUGAAAUACGCUUUAAAGGAAGACAGUUUUAGUGACACUCUAGUCAUGUUGGUGGUUUCCAUGGCCCAGCCUUGGGCCCUUCUAGAAACACUGACCAAGUGGGCUGAUGUAUUGAGGGAUCAUGUAGAUAAGUUGAGAAUUCCAGCUGAUAAAUUACAAGAAUAUGAACAAAGUUUAAUCAGGGUUUAUCAGGCCUACACAGAACCAGGUGAUGGGCCAAUAGCAACUCAAGGCCCACCCAGAGGUGAUAUUAAUCCACUUCAUCCACCACCUUCAGGGUCUGAAGAGGAAAGUGUACUACCUUUAGGAGAACUGACACUAUCCAAAAAUUUAGGCAUACCUAUUGUAGUUGUUGUUACAAAGAGUGAUACAAUAUCAAUGUUGGAAAAAGACUUUGAUUAUAAAGAUGAACAUUUAGAUUUUAUUCAACAACAUAUUAGAAAGUUCUGUUUAAAGUAUGGUGCAGCCAUGUUUUAUACAUCAGUAAAAGAUGAACGCAAUUGUGAUUUGCUGUACAGAUAUUUGGUGCAUAGGAUUUAUGGCUUUCCUUUCACAUCCCCUGCUCUAGUGGUAGACAAAGAUUCUGUCUUUGUGCCAUCUGGAUGGGACAAUGAGAAGAAAAUUAGUAUAUUAUAUGACAAUAUGACCAGCAUGAAACCAGAUGAUACUUUCGAAGACAUCAUUACCAAACCUUCUACGCGCAAGGUUGUCCAGCGAGAUGCUGAGGUUACUGCUGAAGAUGAUCAAGCUUUCCUCGCCAAGCAACAGUUACAAUUAUCUAAACAAACAGCGACUCCAGGAACUGGAACCCCACCUCCUGCAGCUGCUCAAGAGUCACCAGUUCCUAGACUUCAGAGGCCACAAGUACACAAAACUCCUGAGAGGUCUCCAGCACCUGCCAAUGCUGGCACACCUGUGCGUGGAAAGGAUGGCAAACCACAGGCUGGGAACACGACAGAAGGAAUGCUGGCAAACUUUUUCAACAGUCUUUUGAGCAAAACUCCUGGACAACCAGGGCCUAAUGUAGCGUCAAUGACAGGAGCCGAGCACAUUGACAAGGCUGCUGUAUCUCGCGAUGCGGCAGCAGAGUUGGAGAGAAUGACGAAAGGAAAGAAGUCCAUUGACACCAACAACACAUCAACAGACUCUGCAGAACCCCAGUCUUGAUGACUUUAUCCAUCUCAUCUCUCUUUUUUAGGUUCCAAUUUUAUCUAAUUUAAGUCAGUUAUGAACCGUAAUGCAUUUUAAUGUUGGUCCCAGCGCUGUUUUCCUUCACUCAGAGAGUAUAGGUGAUCUUCAAUUUUUAUUUUCUUUAUUGCAUACAAAAAAUUUUUUUUAGAGCUCAAAUUAAUUAGUCAAUUUUGUUAUUGUCUUUCUAUGAAAGCCAUUUUUUUUUUUUUGUGUGCUGAAAUAUUUGAAAACAGUUGAAGCUUUUUACUGACUUUGCCCCUUCAUUUUGCUCAUCCGUUUUUUUGUUUUUUUUUUCCAUUGACAUCAGUGUUCAUUCCCAGCUUGAGGGACUGUUUCAGAUGAUUUUGAUUUAAUUUAUACACUAUAGUAAUUUUAUAAGAUAUAUAUAUAUAGCCGUAAAUAACAAUAUACAUCAAAGAAGUAACUGUGCCAUUUGUUUUCUUAGUGCCCUGCAUAUACUUUUCAGCAAGCUUAUUGUAUGGUUCAAUCCAGUAUCUUUUUUUUUCAGUUGUUAAAGGUGUAGAUAUCUCAAGUUAUUUAUGGUAUAUCUUAGUUUUCAUUUAAUUUAACCAUUGCUUAGGUUUUUCCAUGAAUGAUCCAGGAGCUGUUCAUUCUAAUAGAUGACCAAGUUGCCAGGGAAUCUUAUGCCGAUGUACAUAUGUAUACGACGUCUGAUCAUUAGAUGUACUUAGUCAUUGUAGCUUUGUAAUAACCAAUGCAUAAACAAACAUAAAACAGUAUGGCCCAUUUGGAUUCACAGAAUAUGCUAAUGGGCAGUGUCUUCCUCAUUGGCAUCUUUUUUUUUUUUUCUGUUCAUUUCAAAACCUAGUCUUGUUUUGUGGUUUGUUUUUUUUUUUUGGUGAGAUUUUAGUUUUAAAUUUAACUUUUUUUUAAAAGUAGAUUUCCCCUCCCCCUUUAUCUUUUUACUUUUCUAUGUAUUUAUAGUCUUUCAUUGAGACUCCUCCUCCAAGCUAUGUCCUUCUGUCUCUCUUUGGUGGAGGGUAGGAUGCUUUGGCAUUAUUGCAGCUGGUGAAUGAAAAUGGACUUGAUACCUAUACAUAGGAUUCAUUGGUUUUGUGUGGAUGGAAGGCAGUGUGUGAUCCUGAUGUGAUAACUGGGGCGGGGGGUGGGACUAAAAACCUCUUGUUUUGUUGUUGCCGAUGUAUUCCCAAGUGGUUGUCCAUUGUAAAUAUUAAUGUCUCAUAGUUCUUUGACGCCUCCCCCCUCAGUUUUUUUUUCAUUUUUUGUGGUUUGAAAGCCGCUGAAAUCUGAUGAGUGUUGCUGAUAGGAUCUUUCUUUUGUUCAGUGUCUGUUGAAGAUCACUUGUGAAAUACUCUUGUAUUUAUUGGUCUUAUCAAUAGAUAGAUAUCAUUCCUAUCAUCUCUCUGUAAGAGAAUGCAUGUCUUGUGUUUAUCUGUGUUGCAUCAUUCUGAAAUCAUUUAAAAGUGAAUUUGAUGUAAGUAAUUAUUUCAUUGACUAAAUUGAUAAAAAAUCCCUGAGAUUAAAUUUGAAGCAGAUAUAAUUUUAAAUGUAGAUCUCAUUUAAAAAAAUGUUUAUUCAUCGUCUCAAUGAGGUUGCCAACUGUUUAGUAUUGUUUUAUCUUAGCUUUAAAGUAAAUAAAUUGCUGAAUAACCUCUAUUGUCAUUUUUCGAAAGUUAAAAUUAUAAAUGUGCUCUUUUUUUUUCCCCCCAUUCAGGUGAUUGUAAUUGCUUAAUCUUGCACCCAAUUGUAGUGGCUUGCUAAAUAUACAGGUUUCUUUCUAAAGUAGUAUCACACAUGACAGUGAUUGGGAAAAGUCACAUUAUUAUCUUUCAUUUUCCCCCUCAUCUUAUCACACAUCCACUUGCUUAUACAAAAAAUGCCAAAAAAAAAACCCAACUAAAACUGCAUGCCAUGUUUACUUGUAGUGACUCAGUAUCUAUUGUGUUAAUGGACCAUGUAAUUUUGUUGAACAAAGUCUCUGAAUGAAGGUUCUUUGUGAAGUGUCAUUUCAAACCUUUCAUUUUGGUUCUGUCUGAGUGUAAAGUGCAAGCUGGGUUUUUCUCUCCUACUUGUGAUUAGAAUGUUGGUAAGAAAAAAAUUGUAAAUUAUUUUUGUUUUGUUUUUAUGUAUAAUAUUUUUUAAUUUGACGACUGGUUGACAAUAAUGUAAGAUACUGAGUGAUGAGUAACGCUAUAUAAAUAUAUAUAUACAUAUAAAUAAAUUGAAUGCAUGUGCAUACUUAGUAUCCAGGAAUGUGUGAAAAAAUUAUUUUUUUUCUAGUUACAGUGAACCUUGUUAUAAUAAAUUUUAUAGGACAAAGGUUUGAUUUUUCUAAUUAUUCAAAGAUGGAUAACUAUGUAGCUAAACUUGAGAAGUUUAAGAUGAAUCAGAAAGGUGGAACUUCGAGGUGCACUGUGUAAACAUUGAUAUAAAGUUUGCUAGAACAGGGAUUCACUGUAUUUUUAUUCAUAUUUGUAUAUUGUCUUGAUGCUGUUCUGUGCUAUUGAUUGAUCUAUUUAGUCAUUUGUGCUUAACUCUGUUAUAGCCAAGACUUGUGAUGUCUGCAAUACAAAUCAUUUCAGAAUCCAUUUGAAAGGAUGGUGGGGGCUGCUUUUGACUUUUGUAUUAUCACAUCAUUUCCAGGACACUUUUUUUUUCUCUUGAUCUAGAAAUUUAAUUUACCAUUUAAAUAAAAGAUAGAAGAAAUAAUUGUUAAACCACACAAUAUGAGUCAAUUAAAAUUAAUUUUGGUGGUUGGGAAAGGGGGGGUGUCAAGAUAUUUACAUAAUAAACAAUGUAAAGAAAAUGAGUGGAUUUUAAAUGUCAUUUUAGCAAAUAUUUCACCUCUCUCUGUAUUAAUUUCUUAUGAUAUUGAUAUGUUUUUGUUACAAUGUGCGCUUUUUGUAGGCUGAAUGAUUUGUGAAAAAAAAAACACUUUCUUUUGUGGUUGCUUUUUUUUUUUUUUUGGUCCUGGAUCAAAGAAACAUAAGACACUUUUUAUUUGAAAACAAAAAGAAAGAAAAACAAAGACACUUGAAAUAAUUUUAUUCCUUUGCCAUUGUCUUGAUCUUUGUACUUUAAUUUAUUGGCUGAGGUGCACAUCCAUCAUUGACAUGGGGCGUAGUACACAAUGAGCUUAUGCAGUUCAGAGUAAUUGUACCAUUUUGUGUUGAUGAUUACAAGUCCUAGCCUCCACAGCUUGCCUAAGCAACUCAUCAACUGACAUUUUUUUAAUUUGAAGCAAAAAUUGUGAUCCCAUGUGGAAAGUGAAAAGCACCAUUGAAAAUAAAGCCUUUAGAAGUAGAUUAUUGAAAAAAGGAUUGAAUCCUUUGUUCCUUUGAUGUAGGCUUACUGCCAUUAAGUCAACUGAAUGACAUGUUGAUUUGCUUGAACAAGUUGUCGAGGCCAUCAGGCUGACUUGAAACAAAAGCCUCAGCACUUGUGCAAUAAAAGAUUGAAAACAUUCUC